UCGCUUCAAAUCCCACUCUGGUUCAAUUGCGACCAUCUUCAGCCGCUUCCUGCAGUACUGGCUAAUCGCAGUGAGAAACAGUAGAGGAACACUUUGGAGGUCCCGAUCAGCCAAAAAAACCUUCGGCAGUUUUUACUAGACGCGAUUGGAUCCAUUGUUUCAAUGCGUCUCCAAGUGAUUGGAGCAAUUGGCAAAAAUGAGGUGCUGGUUAGUUUUGCUGUUGAUUUUAGCGUACAUGGCCAGCCACUCAAACGGAGCGUCCUUCAAUCAAUUUGAACACUAUGGAAGCGUCCACGGUCAUAAUCAUCAGCAUGACGAGCCUUUCAGGCGCCAGAACGCCACUAAAGGGUCUUUGAGCAGCCUGGAAGGUGAUGCUGAAGGGCCAGUGCUCGAUAUGGUGGAGCGAGAUCCAAACUAUCCCUAUCGGGAAGUGAGGUACUUUUUGCGAAACAAUCCGCUUCUCAGGGAUUAUUUCGUUGCUGCUGCCACGCCUCAAAUAG
Messenger RNA from Dendroctonus ponderosae (mountain pine beetle), 500 nucleotides. RefSeq lists its product as uncharacterized. Gene Ontology annotation, cellular component: extracellular region. The record is from RefSeq and is a predicted model, not a curated record. Gene Ontology annotation, molecular function: Toll binding; growth factor activity. Gene Ontology annotation, biological process: central nervous system formation; regulation of Toll signaling pathway; innate immune response. NCBI's taxonomy places the organism in Eukaryota, Metazoa, Arthropoda, Insecta, Coleoptera, Curculionidae.